UCCAUCAGCGCGUCGCCUCUUCCUUCUCUCCACUUCAUCUCCGCAGCAUCACGUACAAGCCUUCUGCCUCGACUGGUCUGCGCAACCCCAUUCGACUCCAGCAAAUUUCCACUUUCUUUUGACCGGAUUUCUCUUCCCCAGCUUUCUGUUGUCGCCUUUGUCGUCGUCGCAGCCGCAUUCCAGCUUCGACACGCCUCUCACUAAUUAAUCAACCACCACUCAACACCACCACCAACACAUUACCGCCAACAUGUCUGCCGAGGAAGAUCUUAUCGACUACUCCGACGACGAGCUCAACAACGAGUCCGCCGCUCCCACCAACGGCAAGAAGGCCGAGACUGUCCCCGCCGGCCAGACUGUCGACACAAAGAAGGGUUCCUAUGUCGGCAUCCACUCGACCGGCUUCCGCGACUUCUUGCUGAAGCCCGAACUUCUUCGCGCCAUUGCCGACUGCGGCUUCGAGCAUCCCUCGGAGGUUCAGCAGACAUGUAUCCCCCAGGCCAUGCUUGGUGGUGAUAUCAUCUGCCAGGCCAAGUCCGGUCUCGGUAAGACGGCUGUCUUCGUCCUUACCACUCUUCAGCAAGUCGAGCCCGUCGCCGGCGAGUGCUCCGUCCUCGUCAUGUGCCACACUCGUGAGCUCGCUUUCCAGAUCCGCAACGAGUACAACCGAUUCAGCAAGUACAUGCCCGACAUCAAGACCGGCGUCUUCUACGGUGGUACUCCCAUCCAGAAGGAUGCCGAGAUCCUUAAGAACAAGGAGACCCACCCCCACAUCAUCGUCGGUACUCCCGGUCGUCUCAACGCCCUGGUGCGCGACAAGCACCUCCGUCUCGGCAGCGUCCGCAUGUUCGUUCUCGACGAGUGCGACAAGAUGCUUGACCAGAUUGACAUGCGCCGCGACGUCCAGGAGAUUUUCCGUGCCACUCCCCAGCAGAAGCAGGUUAUGAUGUUCUCCGCUACCCUGUCGGACGAGAUCAAGCCUAUCUGCCGCAAGUUCAUGCAGAACCCCACCGAGCACUACGUCGAUGAGGACACCAAGUUGACCCUCCACGGUCUUCAGCAAUACUACAUUCCUCUUGAGGAGCGUGAGAAGAACCGCAAGCUCAACGAGCUUCUCGAUGAGCUGCAGUUCAACCAGGUCAUCAUUUUCGUCAAGAGCACUCUCCGUGCCACCGAGCUCGACAAGCUUUUGCGCGAGUGCAACUUCCCGUCGAUCGCUGUCCACUCUGGUGUGAGCCAAGAAGAGCGUAUCCGUCGUUACAAGGAAUUCAAGGAAUUCAACAAGCGUAUCUGCGUCGCCACUGACGUCUUCGGCCGUGGUAUCGAUAUCGAACGCAUCAACCUCGCCAUCAACUACGAUCUCCCCGCUGAUGCCGACUCUUACCUCCAUCGCGUCGGUCGUGCUGGUCGUUUCGGUACCAAGGGUCUUGCUAUCUCCUUCGUUACCACUGAUCAGGACAAGGAGGUUCUUAAGGCCAUUGAGAAGCGCUUCGAGGUUGCUCUUCCUGAGUUCCCCAAGGAGGGUAUCGAUGCCUCCACCUACAUGGCUUCCUAAACGGUUUAUCAAACGAAGGACAGUAUGUAGCGUGUUUUGAGGAUGGAUAAUGUGUCAAAGGCUUUUUGCAAGUUUGUCUCAGGCUGAACUCUCUCUGUUUUCUGCUAUUUCUCCUGUUACUUCUUUUGGUCAUGAACUGGUGGAAAGCGUGAUUGAUUCCAAAACGAAAAAGAUCACAACAAACAAACGAAAGGGAAAUGAUGAACGUACGUACAGAGCAAAGAAAGGCCCGAGGGAGAAAAGCUUAGAUUUUUUUUACAAGGUCGGAAGCGUUUCGGCUUUUGUGUCAUGAUAACUGUAGCUUGGGUCUGAUAACUGGGACAAAAUAAGAGCCUGCCUAUUCUUUCUGGAA
This is a messenger RNA of Neurospora tetraspora, 1907 nucleotides long. RefSeq names its product P-loop containing nucleoside triphosphate hydrolase protein. Bases 251 to 1555 code for a protein of 434 amino acids. NCBI's taxonomy places the organism in Eukaryota, Fungi, Ascomycota, Sordariomycetes, Sordariales, Sordariaceae. Gene Ontology annotation, biological process: mRNA export from nucleus; mRNA splicing, via spliceosome. The record is from RefSeq and is a predicted model, not a curated record. The transcript is spliced from 5 exons. Gene Ontology annotation, molecular function: RNA binding; ATP binding; RNA helicase activity.